ACGCUUUCAGUAUCCUAACCUAAGCUGACUAAAGAAAUUGAUGUCUCGCACGAGUUCGAUAACAUUAACUCGGCGAUCUUGUGAUUCCUGGAUACGUUUCAUCGAUUCGACAUCCCGAUGAGUCUAAGACGAUGGAUCUGCGAUGUCAUCGUUCAGCGGAACGUGCGAUUUCAAGGCGCCGUCGUCAGUCGUUUCCUCGCCACGGAGGCGAAGGACGAGAUCGUCGAUAUAACUACCGCUGACGAGCAGCCAAUAUACUCGAACGAGCUCCAGUACGAGGAGCUCGCCAAGAAGCGAAACAAGUCUCGGUUGAAUCUGCACGAUAGGAAUAUACUUAUGGGCAAGCCUCCCUACGAGCAGCCUAUGCAAUGGUAUCAUAAUACAACAAGAUACAAGAAGCGCAUGCUAGGUAGAUAUGGAUUCGAGGGCAACAAGGAACCAGCAGGGUUUGCGUGGCCUACACCAAAAGAGGUCAAGAUCCUUCAGGAGUACGAGAGAGUCGCCUUCCCAUUAUCCCUCCAAGAGAGAUGGAAGAAGCUGGAGGAAGAAAAACGGAUAAAGGCUGAGAAAGUUAAAGCAAGGGAAGCUGAAAUAGCCGAAAAAUUAUCGAAGGUGGACCAAUGGACUGCCGAGUUGAACGCAAGGGUCGCUAAGAAGAAAACCGAAUUGGAGGCUGCCAGGUUGCAUAAGGAGCGUAUGGUGGAGGAGAUCAGGAAACAUUUUGGCUUCAAGAUCUCGCCUAGUGACGAGAGAUUUAAGACGAUGAUGGAACAAAAAGAGAAGGAGGAAAGGAAGAAAAAGAAGGAAGCUAAGAAGAAGGCGAAGGAGGAAAAAUUAAAGACCAUGAUCCAAAAAAAAAAUCAAGACCAAGAAACCGAUUUAACGAAACCUGUAGAAUAGUUACGUUUUCUUUCACAAAGUAUAAUAUAAAACGUUUUAAUUGUAUAGCUAAUAAAUUUAUAAUUCAUUAGAGU
Molecule: messenger RNA, 974 nt
Organism: Mycetomoellerius zeteki
Lineage: Eukaryota; Metazoa; Arthropoda; Insecta; Hymenoptera; Formicidae
Gene: CRIF
Product: growth arrest and DNA damage-inducible proteins-interacting protein CRIF
Exons: 3
Coding region: 118-900 (260 amino acids)
Cellular component (GO): nucleus; mitochondrion
Source: RefSeq, a predicted model, not a curated record